Messenger RNA from Nothobranchius furzeri (turquoise killifish), 8550 nucleotides. It is a transcript of the gene scrib, whose product is annotated as scribble planar cell polarity protein. Gene Ontology annotation, molecular function: protein binding. NCBI's taxonomy places the organism in Eukaryota, Metazoa, Chordata, Actinopteri, Cyprinodontiformes, Nothobranchiidae. Gene Ontology annotation, cellular component: postsynaptic membrane; adherens junction; basolateral plasma membrane. The record is from RefSeq and is a predicted model, not a curated record. Gene Ontology annotation, biological process: receptor clustering; establishment or maintenance of epithelial cell apical/basal polarity; neurotransmitter receptor transport postsynaptic membrane to endosome.
GCCCCCCACACGAUGAACCGGCCUGCCUCGGCUCAACAGGGGUGGUAAGCGCGGCUGUUGCCGAAGCUCGUGCGCUCUCUAUUGGGAUUUUACCAGGACUGGAUGAAGCGAACUCUCCCUAGUUUGUUUUUAAACUUAUUUUGGGAUGUUGCUACUGCAUAUAAUUUGAGUGUUUCUAAAUAGUUAUUAAUCCCUUGUUUGCUAACGGCAGCUUGGCACAAAGACGAGUGAGCCGAUACUGGCUAACUAUAACUAGCCUGCUAACACGCCCGCUGAGGACUAGCACAUCACUACGCUUCUCCACUUGGAUAAUCUCUGCUGACUCGUACCGUGUAAGGUGUAAGCUACUCAGUCAUAGCUGUUUACGUGUCACAAAGAAUUAAGUUGUCGUUUAAGUCACCACGUUUGUCUUCGUAAGUUUAAUUAUUCUUUUAUGCCUAGCUGUUUUUUUUAUUUCAUGAUUUUUGAGCUAGCCUCUGCGGAGCCUCGGACCGAUUCAAGGAUGGUGCUACAACAAGCUAACGCUGCUCUGGGUGAAAAAGUGAGCGCAAGAAAGUGAGGUAGCACUUGAGUCCAGUGGGAGUGCUCAGUUUUGUUUACGUUCAUUUUAAAUCCGGGCUGGAUGACGCUGGGACAAAACGGACAACCAUUAAACAAAUCAAAUGGACUGACACGGGGAAUUUAUCGCUAACAGAUCGAAAGGAUUAUUUUGUGUCUUAAGUGGAUUUCGGCCUCCUGUUCCGGAUCUUCGUGGGAACACAACAGUCUGUGUUUUGACGUUGGGUGAGCCCACUCCCGCAAGAUACCACCUCUCCCAGCGACCUUCUUCCUCUUGUCUGCACCCUCUAAUGCGGAGAUUUCAGUAGUACCGGCAACCAAACCCCCCUCUGCGGCCGGACAUGCUGAAGUGUAUCCCCCUGUGGCGCUGCAACCGCCACGUCGAGUCAGUGGACAAGCGGCACUGCAACCUGAAGGCUGUCCCUGAUGAAAUCUUCCGCUACAGCCGCAGCCUGGAGGAACUUCUGCUCGAUUCCAACCAACUCAAAGAGCUGCCAAAGGCUUUCUUCAGACUACUGAACCUACGGAAGCUCGGCCUGAGUGACAAUGAGAUCCAGAGACUCCCUCCUGAGGUGGCCAACUUCAUGCAGCUGGUGGAGCUGGACAUCUCCAGAAAUGACAUUCCUGAGAUCCCCGAGAGCAUUAAGUUCUGCCGGGCAUUGGAGAUUGCUGAUUUCAGUGGAAACCCCCUCACCAGAUUACCGGAGGGUUUCACUCAGCUCCGAACGCUGGCGCACCUCUCACUCAACGACGUGUCGUUACAAACGUUACCCAACGACAUCGGAAAUCUAGCUAACUUGGUGACAUUGGAGCUGAGAGAGAACCUGCUGAAGUCUUUGCCCACGUCACUGUCCUUCCUGGUGAAACUGGAACAGCUGGACCUCGGCAGCAAUGAACUGGAACUUUUGCCUGACACACUCGGUGCUCUACCCAAUCUAAGGGAGCUUUGGUUAGACCGUAACCAGCUGUCUUCACUACCACCAGAGCUGGGGAACCUUCGGCGGUUGGUGUGUCUGGACGUCUCUGAGAACCGCCUGGUGGAGCUUCCCUCAGAGCUGAGCGGCCUGCUGGCUCUCACCGACCUGCUGCUCACACAGAACAUGUUAAAAAUCAUUCCAGACGGCAUUGGCUGUCUGAAACAACUUUCUAUCCUGAAGGUGGACCAGAACCAACUAACCCACCUGACUGACUCAGUAGGGGAGUGUGAAAACCUCACAGAACUUAUUCUGACGGAGAAUCUUUUACAGUCACUUCCUCGCUCGCUGGGCAAGCUGAAGAAGCUGACAAACUUGAAUGUAGACCGAAAUCGCCUGAACAGCGUUCCCAAAGAGCUGGGUGGCUGCACCAGCCUCAGUGUCCUCUCCCUGAGGGACAACUGCCUGGGCAAACUGCCUGCUGAGCUCGCAGAUGCCACUGAGCUGCAUGUGCUGGAUGUGGUCGGAAACCGAUUACAAAACUUGCCUUUCACCCUGACCAACCUCAACCUGAAGGCCAUGUGGCUUGCAGAGAACCAGUCGCAGCCGAUGCUCAAGUUCCAGACAGAAGAUGACCAGAAAACUGGAGAGAAAGUGUUAACCUGCUAUUUACUACCACAGCAGCCUUCACCAAGCCUAGAGAACCUGCUGCAGAACAAUGUGGACGACGUUUCUACAGACAGCAAUCUGAACCGGGUGUCGGUCAUUCAGUUCCAGGAAGAGACCAAGGCUGCAGAGGAGGAAGAUAAGCGCAGAGGCCUCCAGCGCAUGGGAACACCACAUCCCAGUGAGCUGAAGAUGAUGAAGAAGGUGAUAGAGGAGAGGAGGAAUGAAGCCUACCCAUCCAGACCUGAUGGAGAAGACGAGUCGCCUGACUCACCGAAGAAGCGACUCAGUGACGUUUCCAAUCAGAGCCACGACUCCCAGGCUUCCAACAGCACUCUGUCAGCCACCUCCCACGAAGACGGGCAAAAUGCAGCCUUGCAAAAGGAGGACUUUGUGGACGGCCAGUCCCCUCAGGAAGAGGAGGACCCGGAUGAGAUGGAGGUGGAGUACAUUGAGCCAACUGUGCACUUUGCAGAAGAGCCCAUCAUCCGUGGUGGGGAUGAGGAGGAUGGGGAGAACGAUGAAGAGAGCGAUGAGGAAGAUGAGAGGCCGAUUGUUCCAAUGGAGAGACAGAGGCUGAUCAGAAAGGACACGCCGCACUACAAAAAGCACUUCAAAAUCACCAAGCUGCCCAAACCCGAGGCCGUGGCUGCUCUGCUGCAGGGCUUCAGCCCAGACGGGCUCAACUCUUCGACACAGACUGCCGAGGACGAGGAGAAUGAAGAGGAAGAGGAAGAGGAAGAGCAGAGUGUCAGUGCACUUCAACUCCAUCAUAGACUAGAACAACUGGAGGACCUUCGGCAUCAAGGCAACUCCAGUCAAGUGAAGGGGGUGUCAUUUGAUCAAGUCAAUAAUCUGCUGAUUGAACCUGCUCGAAUUGAGGAGGAAGAGCACUCGCUGACCAUCGUGAGACAAACUGGUGGUCUGGGUAUCAGCAUCGCUGGAGGGAAAGGAUCUACGCCUUACAAGGGAGAUGAUGAGGGAAUCUUCAUCUCCAGAGUAUCUGAAGAGGGUCCUGCAGCAAGAGCAGGGGUGAAAGUUGGAGAUAAACUCCUAGAGGUAAAUGGGGUAGACCUCCAUGAAGCCGAGCAUCACACUGCGGUGGAAGCUCUCCGUAACUCCGGUGCUACCGUCUCCAUGACCGUACUUCGAGAACGCAUGGUGGAGCCGGAGAACGCCAUCACCACCACGCCGCUGAGGCCUGAGGAUGACUACUUCCCACGAGAGAGGCGGAGCAGCGGCAUCGCCUUUAACUUGGAGACCUGUCCCAGCGGGCCGCGGCAGCGACUGUCCACCUGCCUGAUCCGCAACGACAAGGGUCUGGGAUUCAGCAUCGCAGGGGGAAAAGCCUCUACGCCCUACCGCACCGGAGACACGGGAAUCUACAUCUCUCGAAUUGCAGAGGGUGGAGCGGCACACAGAGACGGCACGCUGCGUGUUGGGGACAGGGUGAUCUCUAUCAAUGGUGUAGACAUGACAGAGGCCAAGCACGACCAGGCAGUAGCUCUUCUUACCGGCACCUCUCCCACCAUCGCGCUGCUGGUGGAGCGAGACCCGACUGCACCGGGAGGCUCUCCAAGUCAGAGCCGGAGACGAGCACACUCCCCUCCACCCCCAGAACCCUCGGAUUCUCCGGACCAGGAGGAGGAAGGCCUUCAGGGGAACCACCUGGGUCGGAUGGAGGAUGAGUAUCCUAUUGAGGAAGUGGUCCUGGUGAAGUCAGGUGGUCCUCUUGGACUGAGCAUCGUUGGAGGUAGCGACCAUGCUAGUCACCCUUUUGGCAUCAAUGAACCCGGGGUGUUUAUCUCAAAGGUGAUUCCUCAAGGUCUAGCAUGUCAGAGUGGCCUUCGUGUGGGAGACCGGAUAUUAGAGGUGAACACCAUCGACUUGCGACACGCCACACACCAGGAAGCUGUCCGCGCCCUGCUGGCCAACAAGCAAGAGAUCCGUAUGUUGGUGCGGAGGGACCCUUCGCCACCUGGGAUGCAGGAAGUUUUGAUCCAAAAGCAGCCGGGGGAGAAACUUGGCAUCAGCAUCCGUGGAGGGGCCAAAGGUCAUGCUGGGAACCCCUUUGAUCCCACAGAUGAGGGCAUCUUCAUCUCUAAGGUGAGUUCGACUGGAGCUGCAGCACGAGAUGGACGGCUGCAGGUUGGCAUGCGUAUCCUUGAGGUGAACAACCACAGCCUCCUGGGAAUGACCCACACAGAGGCGGUACGAGUGCUGCGCGCCAUUGGAGACUCCCUGGUCCUGCUAGUGUGCGACGGCUUUGACCCAUCCAAAGUUACAGCCGUGGAGGCAUCUCCCGGGAUUAUCGCCAACCCAUUUGCAUCUGGAAUUGUACGCAAGAACAGCAUGGAGAGCAUCUCCUCCAUAGACCGAGACCUGAGCCCAGAGGAGAUGGAUAUAAUACAGAAGGAAUCGGAGAUGGUGAGAGAAAGCUCACAGUGGGAACGAGAAGAGAUGGAGAAAGUGGAGCGAAUGCGUUUGGAGCGUGAGGAGGCAACUCGCCUGCUAGAAGAGGAGACGGAGAACCUCGGCACUGGACCUUUAAAACUUGACUACAAAACCCUGGCAGCGCUGCCCACCACCAGUCUGCAGAAAGUCAACAGGUUCUCGACCUCUGUCGCUCCCAUGGAGGUCCCCCUGCAGGCCCCUUUAGAGCCCCUGGGCUUUGGGUUGAGCCAACCCAACAAACCCCUCACAGAGGACGAUAAUCAUCUGGUAACUCAGUUUUCCCCAAAUGGAGCGUCCCCCGGCGCUGACAGCUGCGGCUCAGCAGCCGCGUUAACAUUUACUCCUGAGGAGGAAGAGGAGUGCCUCGUGGAUUCUCAGCCCAUGUGCUUCAAAGAGAAUCCUUUCUUGGUGGCUAAUCGGAAAGGAAGAGGUCUUCCUCCUGGAGAGCAGAUUCUGUCGGGGCCUCCGGUGGGCUACGGCACGCAGGGAAAACUGCAGCCGUGGUUGUUCAGCAAGGCACCUUCCUCUGAUUACACCCGGACAGACAGCCCCAUCAGAGAAGCACCUUACUCCCCCACCAUCCAACCGCCCAGCCACCCCCCCUCUGACAGCUCUAUGUGUGCAGGCAGGGAGACCCGCUUUGCAAACAUUCAUUACACCUCCACUCCCACAGUCAAGGACAGCCCUUCAUCAACACGACCUGGUGCUAUCCAGCCCGUUGGGCGCGUGCAGCCCCGGACUUCCCCUGGCACUCCGGAGGGCCGCAGUCCUAACCCCUUUCAGCAUGGUCCCUCCCCGUUCAACUCCCAGACCUCUCCUCGCGCCCCCUCCCCCUCUUCGCCCGACGAGCUUCCGUUGAAUGUCAAACAGGCAUACAAGUCGUUUGCCGCCGUGCCUCGAUCACUGGCCGUGCUGGAGCCGCCGCAGGAGCUGUUUGGCGGGAGGAACAAUUUCUACCCUAGACAUCCUUCACCAGAGCCUGAAGUGCUCGAUGAGGUGUUUGAUGAUAAAAAUGACAGUCAGGAGAGAGCUGUUAAGGGUUUGGCUAGCAAGGUCUCGCCCCGGUCCUCCCUCUCAUCUGAUCGCCAAGGCUAUAUGAGCCUGGCAGCAGUGCCUCGACUCUCCAGGCUCUCCGUGGACCUGCAGAGUCCUUCUCCUGGUGGGAGGGGAAGCCCAGAGCAGCGCUCGUUCAGGGACAGGCAGAAAUACUUUGAGAUUGAUGUGAAGCAGCAGACGCCAGAAAAGCCCAAGCCCCGAGUCUCCCUCGUGGGGGAGGAUGAUCUGAAGAAAAUGAGGGAGGAGGAAGAGAGGAAGUUUGAACAGCGGGCACGGGAGUACCUUAUGGACGACGAUGAGGAGGAUGAGGAGGAGGACCUGGCUAAGCAGGUGGCACAGAUGAAGGCAACAGGAAAGGUGCUGUUGGACGGAGUAGAGUACAAGGUGGAGCCGAUAUCCUCCCCAUCCCAGCACUGCUCCACCCCACCCAACUACAGCUUCACGCCUCCAAGCCACGGAGGCAGCUCAGGGCCGUCAUCGGUGGACGGGAAAGGAGACUCCCAAAGGAAUUCCCUGGAGGACGGUUUCAGGCUGGAGCAGAGGCCUAACUCCAUGACGGGUCUGGUUUCAGCGUACCCCGGAGAAUCGGCAGCUCCCAUCCGCACGGCCAAAGCGGAACGACGGCAUCAGGAGAGGCUUCGGAUGCAGAGUCCUGAGCUGGCUGUGGCCCCCGACAAGGACCUGUCCCCCGCAGAGAAACGAGCUCUGGAGGCUGAGAAGAGGGCCAUGUGGAGGGCGGCACGUCCCUAUGGCCUCGAGGAGGAUGUUAGACAGUAUGAGCAGGACCUGGCUAAGAGGCUGUACCGGGCCCGUGUGAGGGCCUCUCAGGGCGCAGAUGCAGCCCCCCAGCCCCAAUCCUCUACCUCCUCCUCUGCAGCCUCGCAGCUCAGAAUGAAGUCUCUGGAACAAGACGCUCUGAAGGCUCAGAUGGUCAUUGCCAAGUCUCGGGAUGGGAAGAAGCGUGGGACACUAGACCAGCUGACGGAGUCACCCUCGCCUGCUCCUACACCUUCUCCCACUCCCAUGGAAGAGCUCAGUCCUCGAGCGUUAACCUCGCCAGGCCGGCUGUCCCUGUCAUCAAAGAAGUUUGACUACCGACAGUUUGCCGCCAUUCCUUCUUCCAAACCCGUAUACGACAUUCAGUCUCCUGAAACCACUGAGGAUGUGCGGUACAUCGAUGCCUCCAGCGAUCCAGGUGACUACCAGGGAUAAGCAGCUCCUAUUGUGCACAUCGUGAGUCCAGAAGUGGAGAUACCCACCCCGCUGCCCGCCACCUCGGCCUUGGAGGAAAUGGCCUUGUACAGCAACAGACGCAAGCUGAGACAGGGCCGCCGCAGCCUGGAAACCGCCGUGCCCACAUAGCACCUCCCCGACUGGAGAAACCGAAAAUGAUAUGCAGAUGUUCAGACAUGACCAGCCGAGUCAGAGCGAGGCUCAACAUAUAACCACUGCAGAGACGAUGAAGCCGAUAGCCGUAGACUCUCCUAUAUCGCGUGCCAGUCUUGCCUUUCUAGUUUGUGGGUUAGUGUGCGAGCUACGUAACCCCCACCCACCCACCCACCCUCCCCCACAUGGGUAAUCCAGAGCUAAUGCUACUUACAGGUGAUGGGUAUUAGUUCUUAAAUGUUCUGUUUGCCUGGUAGAGUCGGAGUGUUUUUAGUUUAUUCUCAUCGCAUUAAAAAAACAAAACUAAAAUAGAAAAGAACGUUGUAGCUAACGAGUGUUUUACUGCUAAAAUCUUAGACCUUGGAGAUCUGGUUGUAAAUAAUAAUUGCGGAGACAACUUGCUACCUUCAUAAUCACAACGUGUGGAAGACGAUUUUUAAGUACAUCACAUCUUUCCACUGCCACUGUUUUGCUCUUUUAGCUCCUUUUUAUAAUUUAUUGUUUUUACUGUUUUACUCAGAUUAAAGUUUUAAUCCAUUCAGGCUGUUUGGGCUCCAGAUUAGGAUCGAGUUAUCCUAAAAUCAAUUAACCAAAUAUAAUUGAGAUUACAUCACAUAUCACUACUAAAGUCCACCUUUUCCAUUCAGCUGGGUCAUUAGAUGGCACAUGACUAACGGGUCGUAUCAGAAAUGCUGGUUUCUCACCUCAGCAGGUUUCUACACUGGAGGCAGCCGCCCUGAGCAGGAUCAGUGGAGAACAUCUAACAUUGUUUAUUAAUGGUACUUACCCUCAUUAGGGUAAUUAUAAAUAUGUGUGUAUGUUUUAAUCAAUGUGAAUCACUAAUGUUGCAUUAAUAGGAGGGUGUGCUGCAGUGAUGUGAAGGUAGCAGGCCUUUUAUUUUUCUGUUCUAGGGUAAUUUAAAGCUGAUGCCACUGAAAAUCAUUUAAUGUGUGAAUAAUGUACAAAUACUGAAAGGAAAAGAAGAGUUGGGUUAGAAACUGAGCCUGUGUGGACUGUUGAAGCCGUAGGCGGGGCUUGGUGCUGGGAUGCUCUCUUGUAUAUUGGUUUGUUACUGGGAGAAGCGGAACCAGUGAAGAAAUCCCCACAUUCAGCUCUUGGGUUGGCAGACCGUCAGCUUAUGCAUCUCAUGGGUGUUUUUACAGAAUCACAGCAGUUUAGUGUUUUAUGUUGAUUUAAUAAUGCAGGUUUGACUUCUAACUUUUCAUGUUGCUCUGACUGAAAUUCAGUUCUAUAACAUAUGCAGCUUUUUUUAACUUCCUGUAGUUAUUUUCUUCCUUCAGAUGGGUUUCACUACAUUAUUGAUGCUGUGUUUCAGAUUUUUUUAAAUCUUAUAUUUGGGGGCUUUUACUUGCAAAUAGGCCAGAGGGUAAGGGUCAGAAGUCCUAGGGUCAAGGGUUAUAGCUCACACAAGACUGUAACUAGUGAAUUUGUACAACCAAAGAAGUCUAUUUUGUGGUUCAGGAAUAAUAAAAUGUACUUUUCAUUUAAGAAGCUA